AUGUGCAGGAGGAUGUGUGCAGACGCAUGUGCAGAAGGAGGAUGUGUGCAGACGCAUGUGCAGGAGGAGGAUGUGUGCAGACGCAUGUGCAAGAGGAGGAUGUGUGCGGACGCAUGUGCAAGAGGAGGAUGUGUGCAGACGCAUGUGCAGGAGGAUGUGUGCAGACGCAUGUGCAGGAGGACGAUGUGUGCGGACACAUGUGCAGAAGGACGAUGUGUGCGGACACAUGUGCAGGAGGACGAUGUGUGCGGACGCAUGUGCAGGAGGAUGUGUGCGGACACCUGCGGGGAGAGGAGGAGACACACUCUGCCAGACCAUCUCCUCACAAGCCGAGGUGACUUUGAAGUGUCUCCUUAUGGUAACCCAGCUGCUUACCUCUGGAUCCUGCACCUGCGUAUCCCCACCCUCCUCUAUGCUGGCCUCCGCCAGAACCUGAUGAGUGUGUGGAGAGAUGGUCGGAUAUCUGCUGUCAUUUCUUUCACAACAACUGACAAGAUGAAGAGGUUCCGCAAAAUAUUCAGCGACCAGAAAAGUUCUAUCCACCGGGCCGAAGCCGCCACUCCUGAGGACAUCAGGAGGUUCCGCCAUCAGCUGUCUGCGUAUUCCGAUUCAUCACUGAGGAGGAUACACGAGUAUUACAGAGAUGACCUGACCUACAUCCUGGAGAACUUGGACCCUCAUUCUGUCCUCAUAGAACUCAACUCUCGGAAUGUGUUAAAGACAGAUAAAUACAUCGGCGGAGUGGGAACCACUUCCUUCUCUCACACCUUGUUACAAGAUAUUCAGGAUCGGGGAAGAGAAGCUGUGACUGGACUCUGGGAAUGUCUCUAUGGACUGCAGAAAUAUCAUCCUCAUCCUAAUUUAUUGGCCAUUCUGGGGGAAAUCAGCCAGACAGGUGAGGGUCUUGUGGAGCAGAUUCUGCUUGAUGAACACGGACACACACUGACUCGGGAGCUGAGAGAAAUUCAGAUGAAGCACAAACAACAUCUAAUGGAGAAGACUGAGACUCUAUUGGAGCAUAGACCUCCAGGAACUACCCUGGAACCACAAAGAUUCCUCAUCAAUGAGCGUUAUGUGAACUUGGUUGUAGUCUCCACAGAUCAGUUCAGGAAACGUCCCCAGAAUGAGAUAAUACAGACCGGGGUGAGACAUGAGGAAUGCUUGAAGAAAACACAAUCUGGACUGGAACACAUUUCCCCCAACAGGCUGUUCCACUGGAGCCACCAGUCACAAUGUGCACCACAUGCAGUAAUGGUGAGCGGAGUACCAGGAAUAGGGAAGACCACACUGAUACAGAAGUUUGUCUAUGACUGGGUGACCGGAAAACACUACCAGAGAUUUGCUUUUGUCUUCUCCUUCAGAUUCCGGGACCUUAAUAGACUGGGGGAGGUCAGCUUGGAGGAGAUGAUUCUACAACAAUACCCAUAUCUGAGGAGUCAGAUUGGAGAUAUUUUACAACAUCCAGAGAGACUUCUGUUUAUAUUUAAUGGCUUAGAUGAAAGUGUUCACCAAAUGGAUUUCAGAUUAAUUGAAUUGUGCUCAUAUACAGAUCGUAGAAUACAUUUUGGUGAGAUUGUGGUCAGUUUGGUGAGGCAGAGGCUUCUAAAGGGUUGCUCUGUACUGAUCACCAGCCGCCCAACCAGACUGGCGUCAGUUGAUACUGGUGUCUUCCAGAGAAUAGUGGACAUCAUGGGAUUUCUCCAUGGAGACAGACUGAUCUUCUUUAAUAAUUUCUUUCGAAAUGAGGAAUUGUCAGGAAAGGCUUUUCAUUAUCUGCAGGAGAAUGACACGCUGUACACUUUCUGUUACAUCCCAUCAUACUGCUGGAUCAUCUGUACAGUGUUAUCAAUGUGCUUCAGAGCCCAACCAACAAUCACUGAUCAGAUGAUGACAUCAUUGCCCAAAACAGUGACACAACUCUUUGUGACUUUUGUCUCCAACAUUCUGGCCAAUCACAACCAGAGUAAAGAUGAUGUUCACACUGCCCGGGAACUGCUGACAUUUAUUGGGUGGAUGGCAGAACACGGAGUCAUGAAUCACAUGAUUGUAUUUGAUGAGCGUCAUCUGGACUCAUUCAGUGUGAGAAAUGAUAAACAUCUCUUUUCAUGUUUCAUGAUGGAAUCUGGUCAGCCUCCUGAUGUGGAUUACACCUUCUUACAUCUCACUCUUCAGGAGUUUUUUGCUGCUUUAGUCCAUUUCAUGAACUAUAAUUCUGACAGAUUACAGAAAACACUUGAUGAUGCUGAAUCUUACAAUGACGGCCGUGCUGAAAUCUUUCUCCGUUUCCUCUGCGGUCUCUCCGACUCUUCUACUAGAUCCAUGUUAAAGUCUCAUGUGGGAGAAUUGUCUCCUCAGGCUGCCAGACAUGUCAUCACCUGGAUCCAGAAGAAAAUGGGGAAAGAACGAGGAGACAAGAGAGAUCUUCUUAAUGUCUUCUAUUAUCUCCAUGAGAGCAGGAAUAAGGCUCUGGUGUCACAAUGUGUUGGAUCAAACAAAGUUGACUUUUCUGGUGUCUCCCUCGGCCCUCUGGACUGCUCUGUGCUGUCUUUUAUCCUUCAAUCCUGCAGAGAGACGGAAGAAAUAGAUCUAAGUUCAUGUAAAAUUCCGAGUGAAGGAUUGAGGAAACUUGUACCUGCUCUUCACAACAUCAAGAGUUUGAGGUAA
This is a messenger RNA of Nanorana parkeri, 2664 nucleotides long. RefSeq names its product NACHT, LRR and PYD domains-containing protein 3-like. The coding region runs from base 1 to 2664 and encodes 887 amino acids. NCBI's taxonomy places the organism in Eukaryota, Metazoa, Chordata, Amphibia, Anura, Dicroglossidae. Gene Ontology annotation, cellular component: cytoplasm. The record is from RefSeq and is a predicted model, not a curated record. The transcript has 8 exons.